AUGGCCGGCAGGAUCGUGGGCGGUGUGGAAGCGUCCCCGGGGGAGUUUCCGUGGCAAGCCAGCCUUCGAGAGAACAAGGAGCACUUCUGUGGGGCCACCAUCAUCAUGGUCAAGCCAGAGGUGCUGCAGAAAGCCACUGUGGAACUGCUGGACCAGGCACUGUGUGCCAGCCUGUACGGCCACUCACUCACUGACAGGAUGUUGUGCGCUGGCUACCUGGACGGGAAGGUGGACUCCUGCCAGGGCGACUCAGGAGGACCCCUGGUCUGCGAGGAGCCCCCUGGCCGGUUCUUUCUGGCCGGCAUCGUGAGCUGGGGAAUUGGGUGUGCAGAAGCCCGGCGUCCGGGGGUCUAUGCCCGAGUCACCAAGCUACGUGACUGGAUCCUGGAGGCCACCACCAGAGCCAGCGUGCUUCCGGCCCCCACGGUGGCUCCUGCCCCCGCCGCCCCCAGCACGGCCUGGCCCACCGGUCCUGAGAGCCCUGUGGUCAACACCCCCACCAAAUCCACGCAGGCCCCCAGCACUGUGCCUCUUGACUGGGUCACCGUUCCCAAGCUACAAGAAUGUGGGGCCAGGCCUGCAAUGGAGAAGCCCACCCGGGUCGUGGGCGGGUUCGGAGCUGCCUCCGGGGAGGUGCCCUGGCAGGUCAGCCUGAAGGAAGGGUCCCGGCACUUCUGUGGAGCGACUGUGGUGGGGGACCGCUGGCUGCUGUCUGCCGCCCACUGCUUCAACCACACGAAGGUGGAGCAGGUUCGGGCACACCUGGGCACUGCGUCCCUUCUGGGCCUGGGCGGGAGCCCGGUGAAGAUCGGGCUGCGGCGGGUGGUGCUGCACCCCCUCUACAAUCCUGGCAUCCUGGACUUCGACCUGGCUGUCCUGGAGCUGGCCAGCCCCCUGGCCUUCAACAAAUACAUCCAGCCUGUCUGCCUGCCCCUGGCCAUCCAGAAGUUUCCUGUGGGCCGGAAGUGCAUGAUCUCCGGAUGGGGAAAUAUGCAGGAAGGAAAUGCCACCAAGCCCGAGCUCCUGCAGAAGGCGUCCGUGGGCAUCAUAGACCAGAAGACCUGCAGCGCGCUCUACAACUUCCCCCUCACAGACCGCAUGAUCUGCGCCGGCUUCCUGGAGGGCAAAGUUGACUCCUGCCAGGGUGACUCUGGGGGCCCCCUGGCCUGCGAGGAGGCCCCCGGCGUGUUUUAUCUGGCAGGGAUCGUGAGCUGGGGUAUUGGCUGCGCUCAGGUUAAGAAGCCGGGCGUCUACACGCGCAUCACCAGGCUAAAGGGCUGGAUCCUGGAGAUCAUGUCCUCCCAGCCCCUUCCCAUGUCUACCCCCUCGACCACAAGGACACUGGCCACCACCAGCCAUCCCCCCAGGACGACAGCUGGCCUCACGGUCCUGGGGGCCACACCCAGCAGACCCACCCCUGGGGCCACCAGCAGGGUCCGCCCUCGCAUCCGGGGCUCCCAAGGGAAUUCACGGACGGGCGGCGCUCUGGGGGGCUUCGUGGAGGAGGCGCCCUGGGUCCACCUGCCCAUGCGCCUGGCUCCCUCCGCAGACUGCGGCCUGGCGCCGGCGGCGCUCAGCAGGAUUGUGGGCGGCAGCGCAGCGGGCCGCGGGGAGUGGCCGUGGCAGGUGAGCCUGUGGCUGCGGCGCCGGGAACACCGCUGCGGGGCCGUGCUGGUGGCAGAGAGGUGGCUGCUGUCGGCGGCGCACUGCUUCGACGUGUGA
This is a messenger RNA of Mandrillus leucophaeus (drill), 1722 nucleotides long. RefSeq names its product transmembrane protease, serine 9 (gene TMPRSS9). Gene Ontology annotation, biological process: proteolysis. The coding region runs from base 1 to 1722 and encodes 573 amino acids. NCBI's taxonomy places the organism in Eukaryota, Metazoa, Chordata, Mammalia, Primates, Cercopithecidae. The record is from RefSeq and is a predicted model, not a curated record. Gene Ontology annotation, molecular function: serine-type endopeptidase activity. The transcript has 8 exons.